Molecule: messenger RNA, 1031 nt
Organism: Dreissena polymorpha
Lineage: Eukaryota; Metazoa; Mollusca; Bivalvia; Myida; Dreissenidae
Exons: 1
Coding region: 234-659 (141 amino acids)
Source: RefSeq, a predicted model, not a curated record
ACCGGGCGACGCUGUGUCCUUGACAAUAGCGCAACCGCAGUUAAUAAAUCGUCUAGCGAUAUACACGGUGAAUGGGGUAUUGAUUUCAUAGUAACCCGAUCUUUUAACGGACUUAAAUAUCUAGAUCUAUCUACGGGCAUUUAAAUCGGCAGAGAUCGGUGGGACGGUUGAUUAGCAACCUGGUAUAAUACGAAACUUUUCGUUGAGCAGCCGAUUUUCGUGAGUGCUAUAAAAUGUCUACGGAGGCAAAAUCGGCUCGUUCUGAGCCGCCUGCUAAGAGUGAACCCACAGCGCUUAUGCAUAGCUUUGGAUUUAACCCGAACCCUAAAACAAUAAACUGGGAGCGACUGGAGCUACUGCGACUUCAGAAGCUGAGACUUGGGCCCGAGAGGUAUUCCCGCCAUUUCCAGCGUUUCGAACAACGUGCCAGCGAUCCGCCGGCUCCACUCGCCGAAAUGCCGGCGGGACCUCAGCGCCAAACCACUCAGUACAUUAUCACUCCGGGUGGGGAGAUCCGGAAGUCGAACUCGAUAGCGCCGUUCGCCACCGUCGGCAAGCCGACUUGCGGUUUCUUCUUCAGCCGAGUCACCGACAAUAAGAAGAAGAAGAUCGGAAUACCACCGACGAACCUUGUAAAAUGGCGAUCAUUCGUGCAGUAAACAUUUAUGUUUUAUUUUGGACAAUUUAACUUUUAUAAGGAUAUUCAUGAAACGUGUUGGAUUUAAUUAUAUGCACUUCUUUCCAACUUUAACCAUGCAAGGUAUUGACUUUAUUUUCGUGCAGAAUAUAUAAAAGGAUAGAAUGCUGAUACCCAUCAACUUACAAUUUGAAAAAGGACUGGUAAUUCGUGAAUCAUGAAUACGUUUCAGUUCGUUUGGCCAGAGCAGCCGACAUUAUCUCGUUAUUUAUUGUGAUGUUCUUACAAUCUCCUGGUCUAGUAUUGUUAUCAGUAUUAUGAACUAUUUAUAGGUGCUUCAUGUUUAAAUAAGUGUUUUAAUAAAUGUACGCCCUGAAUAAAUUAACAUAAGCUG